AUGGAAAAUGCUGCUAAAGUUCAGCAUGUGAGUAAAGCAUCUUCAGAUGAACUGCUGAGAAAAUUUGCCGAAGUGGGUUCUGAGUCUGAUGGAAAGGGUUUGGCUAAGAAAGAGUUACGAUUGUCGAAACGUCGGAAAAGGACCGGAACAACAAAUGAAGGUGAUCAUUGCGAGAGUCCAUCAAAUGGUAGUACCACCUUGGUGGAGAGGAAGUCACUUCUCCCUCCGGCAACUCGGAGGAGAUCGGUGGCAAUAAUUCGGCGCCUUGGGAUUGGCAGCUUCAAGCUCAGAGCAAGAGAUCUACAGAACAAGUCCAUUAUGCGAACGAUUGAGAAGACAUGGCGUAAAACCAUGGAAGGAGCUUCAAGGGUCUUACUGGAAAAGCAUUACAAUCGGCACAAACGCUUGAUAAAUGACAUUGCUUAG
Ilex paraguariensis (yerba mate) is the source of this 426-nucleotide messenger RNA. The record is from the annotation of a GenBank genome assembly. NCBI's taxonomy places the organism in Eukaryota, Viridiplantae, Streptophyta, Magnoliopsida, Aquifoliales, Aquifoliaceae.